AUGACUGUCAUCACCACGCCCCCAAAGCCCAUCCAAUCCCCCGCUGACAUCACGGAAGAGGAUCUCGCCAAUAUCUUGCCCCCAAAUCCCUCCGUUGGACUAGCUGAACGCUACUUCAAUGUCAAUGGGUGUCGUCUUCCUGAGUUAAUGGCCAUGGCAAUGGGCCUCACUUCUGUUGAUGGACGUGAACUGGGCAAUACUGACAUUGAACCUUUUGUUAGCAUGAAGUUCCGCAAAAAGGUGGUGCCCACGGCAAAGGAUUUGAUGGAAGAAAUCAAGCGCCGCUGCAAGCUUGACAGCAGCAAGAAGGCACCCUCGUGCAGGCACUGGAACAAGGACAAGCUCGUCAGUUGGUUGAAGGAGAACCCAAUGUCUGACGUGAUUGAUCGCGUCUUUGUGCAACUUGAAGAAGAAAAGCUCUUCAACAUGUUGACAAAGGCCGCAGAAGAGAAGACUGAAACAGCCAAAAAGAACCAGACUGGAGCUUGGGUGACCCUCGAGCCAUACCUCAGGCUCAUUGAGUGCUUCUUCCAUGAUGAUAACCGCGAACUCCUGAUGAGAACGAACAAGGCAUUGACAAGGGAUGAGUUGGACGCCAGAAACUCUGACCAAAGGCCUGUUGAUUACUGGGAGGCAGUCGCUCGUAUAUUCAAUGAUGACAGCUAUGUCUUUUUUUCUCGCAUGUUACCUGAACUGCAUCCCACUUUUGCGGAUGUCAUUGACCUUUCGUUCGACAAAGUGCCAGGUACCAUCAGUGCCCAAGAAGCUAGACGCAGGUUCAGCGACUGUCGUGCCAAGCUGGUCAAAAUUGUUUCCAAGUGGGAGCUCAGCGGUAAUGGGUUCGGUCAGAGGACAACAGAAGAGCCCCAGUUCGGUCACAUGGAAGAAGAACAGCUCGAGGAAGGGGACAAUCGUUCGAGCUUCCUUGAUUCUGGAACUCGCGAACACAUCCUGUAUCUCUGGCAUGUGGCGGACACUGAGGAGGUCAUGAAGACAUCUUGA
Seminavis robusta is the source of this 1002-nucleotide messenger RNA. Lineage: Eukaryota; Bacillariophyta; Bacillariophyceae; Naviculales; Naviculaceae. The record is from the annotation of a GenBank genome assembly.